GAUUGGAUUGCCAUUGCAUGAUUGAUCGAGUGGUUUUGAAAUAUGUGUUCUCAUGAAGAAUGAGACUGUCUUCUCUCACGUUUAAAGUCUUCUACAAGUUCUUGUUCCUCGCCCCUUCUCCUAUUCUACCGCUUUCUCUACUCCGUGAAUUUCUCAAAAACAACCAUCAAAAUGUCCUCCUCGGUCCCGAUAGUGGAUAUUCACACUCACGUCUACCCGCCAUCUUACAUUGAGCUUCUUAAAACGCGCGAUGAAAUCCCUUAUAUAAGGCAAUUUCCCCCAGCGACAGAACAUCGAUUGGUUAUCUUGCCAGCGGAGGACACACCGAGUACGAGUAGGGGACGACCGAUUGGGUCUGAAUACUAUGACAUCUCCGAAAGAAUUGCCUUCAUGGACACCCACUCCAUCCGCACCUCGAUAAUUUCCCUCGCAAACCCCUGGCUCGAUUGGCUUCCCCCCACCACCGCCCUCGAAACCGCUCUAUCGAUCAACACCGAAAUAAACUCCCUCUGCGCUCUCCACCCAACCCGUCUCUAUUUCUUCGGCACGCUCCCCCUAUCCGCCUCUCCAUCCUCCAUCCUCGAGAGCAUCGCUCACCUCAAAACCCUCCCCUACUGCCGCGGUAUCAUCCUCGGAACAAGCGGUCUCGGCUCCGGUCUCGACGACCCCUCUCUCCUUCCCAUCUUCAAAGAAUUAGCCGCCAACAAUUUCCCCAUCUUUCUGCAUCCGCACUACGGACUCCCCACCUCGGUCUUCGGUCCCAGAGGAAAUGAUUACGGGCAUGUUCUCCCUCUCGCUCUUGGUUUCCCAAUGGAGACCACCAUCGCCGUUACCCGCAUGAUCCUCUCCUCGGUAUUCUCUUCCGUACCGGAUCUACAAGUUAUUCUCGCGCAUAGCGGUGGCACCCUUCCAUUUUUAGCAGGGAGAAUAGAAAGUUGCGUGUUGCACGAUGCGCAUCUAAAAGCCGAAGGAAAAUUGGCCGAGGGAAGGAAAACCAUCUGGGAAAUCUUGAAGAAGAAUAUCUGGCUAGACGCAGUAGUUUACGGGGAUGUGGGAGUUCGAGGAGCAGUCGGAGUGAGUGGCGCGGACAGAGUAAUGUUCGGAACCGAUGCGCCGUUUUUCCCACCUUUGGAUGAGGAGGAAGAGGGGAAGGGAGAAGAUGCCAAGCAGUGGCUAAGCGUUUCCAUGAAUAAAGAUGCUAUACGUAGCGCGUGUGGCGCGGGGAGUGAGGAGGAAAAGGCUAUUUUGGGGGGUAAUGCGAUUCGACUUUUUGGGUUGGAUUUGGAUGCUUCUGCGUAGGAUACCUCGACAUGAAGGGACAUCGCAUGUCAUACAGCAAUACAUCAUAUAUCAAAAGCCCAUAGCAUAGCGUAGCAUAGCAUAGUAUACAAAAUAAAAGUGCAAUUUGAAGUUUCCA
Messenger RNA from Botrytis cinerea B05.10, 1417 nucleotides. RefSeq lists its product as hypothetical. The transcript is spliced from 2 exons. Lineage: Eukaryota; Fungi; Ascomycota; Leotiomycetes; Helotiales; Sclerotiniaceae. Gene Ontology annotation, molecular function: carboxy-lyase activity; hydrolase activity. Gene Ontology annotation, cellular component: cytoplasm; cytosol. The record is from RefSeq and is a predicted model, not a curated record. Bases 172 to 1299 code for a protein of 375 amino acids. Gene Ontology annotation, biological process: secondary metabolic process.